Molecule: messenger RNA, 1321 nt
Organism: Schizophyllum commune H4-8
Lineage: Eukaryota; Fungi; Basidiomycota; Agaricomycetes; Agaricales; Schizophyllaceae
Exons: 2
Coding region: 369-1124 (251 amino acids)
Source: RefSeq, a predicted model, not a curated record
GCCCAUGUACCUCACCGCUGCUUCGCCUUCUGUAACCUAUGCUGACACAUGAAGGCCUUGCCUUCCGAUUCUCGCGGUCUAUCUCGAAGGUCCGUUCUUUGCAGUAUGUUGGGAACGGAUGACCUUCGUCCAUAAUUGAUGCGUCGUACACUUUCGCUGCUUCUUCUGAUACAGUCACCUGCGAUUGAUCGCGCCUUUGAACGAAAGGCAAGUGCUAUAACGUCGAAAGGAUCCACUCAUGGCCCAACGCGCACAUCUGUGUGGCACAAAGUCGAGCCUUCGCUGCGUAUAAAAGCUGCUGCUCUUGUCCGCUAGCGCCGCCGGUAGCCACCUCGACUUUCUGCUCUUCCAGUUACGCCGCAUUGACCAUGUCUGCUCCAGGCCUUGCGGUGGUUCUAUCUGGUGAUGGGAGCAGCUCGGAUGACGGCUGCCGCAUCGCCUGCCCUCAAUCGUUGCCACUUUCCCGCUUGGUCAACCCCACGCACUGGCAUGAAGGUCUCGUCCCCGACUUUGCGAUGCCCGCGAUACCUCGUCUGCUCCGAUCGACCACACGGACAGACCAGUGGCUCACGCAGGCAGCGUCAACGAAUAACGAGCGCGCCACCAGCACGGUGACCGGCGCCACACCCCCGGCCGAUGUUGCAAAUAAUGCCACCAUCAUCAUUGAGGUGAUUCCCGCUCCUUCCAAUGUGGGUCGGGAGCAGCACACUCUCACCAUCCUGCAUGCGCCACGAUUGCGCGUGAAGGACCUUCCCGACGACGACGAGCCGGACCCGAACGAUCUCGAGCAAGCGACGAUCGAGGAUCAGAUGAACGUUGACAUGGAGCAAGAUGCGUCAGUUGGGGACAUCCACGACGCCAUGGACGAGGACGGACCUUCGUGCUCGAGGAGCGGCACAAAUGCGUCCGAUCCAAGGGGUACUGCAGGUCGCUCGAGUAGCGCCUCCGGCGGCAAGAGUGCCGCUAACAUGCAGGCAGCGCCUCCGCGCCGCAUGUCUGGGACCGUGCUGGGCAGCCCUGCUCCAUCGAUCAUGUCGAAGCUUGACCUCGAGUGCCCAUUUUCGUCACCCGCUGCUCCUAUGUCGACCGGCCUUUUUGACGGCACGUCCAAGGAGAAGGACUAGACGAAGUCAACCUUGGAGCACGCAUUACACCGUGCCUUUGAGGCGUAGGGUGAUUCAUGACGGACUAUCAGAUUGUUGGGACUGGUGCGCAUUGUAUCUGGCGACUCUUGCGACUGUUUUGGACAUCGAUAUGUAUGAGUUCUUUGUGUGACAUCUACGUGCUCGCCCCAAGUCGCGCUAUGAGAUUUGCAGUUCAG